Messenger RNA from Penicillium vulpinum, 1227 nucleotides. RefSeq lists its product as uncharacterized. The transcript has 3 exons. The record is from RefSeq and is a predicted model, not a curated record. The coding region runs from base 1 to 1227 and encodes 408 amino acids. NCBI's taxonomy places the organism in Eukaryota, Fungi, Ascomycota, Eurotiomycetes, Eurotiales, Aspergillaceae.
AUGUUACCCCUUCUCCAUUACAUGCUGGCGUACGCCAUGCUGUAUUUACAGGGUGCUACAGCACUUCCACAGGGAAUCACCCCAUCCGAAGUCUCGAGCGUAACAUCGGCUACACCCACAGGAAAUUUCGUUAUGGAGAAUGAAAGAACCUGCGAGUUUGAUACGAUGAGCGAUUUCUUCGAUUACACCAACAGGAAUGGUCUAAACAUCACAGUAGAGGUCCAGAAUUGUCAGAAUCUGUGCUUGCUUACCUAUGGGGUGGGAAACCCUGAUCUUUCUGGCAUCGGUAUGAUGUAUGCAUAUAGCAUACAAACUGGCCUCACAAUCCUCGUGGGUCCUGUUUAUCGUAUAGUUUACCUCACCUUAGCGCCAGUGAGCGCCUUUGUCCGAGACAUAAAAGACGUUCAAACGAACUUCUUCUCCUCUAAUGGCUUCUUCGUCGGUUCCUCCGCCAUAGCCACGCUCGCAAACCUGUCACAGAGCCCAUCCACGUUUGAGAUCGCCGAGAUGCAGGCCAUGGCCUUCCUCCAAGUCAACAGCAUCCUUGUAACCUUCUUCUGUCUGGUCGUGGCGCAGCCAAUGUCGCGCUGGGCCGCACGAGUACUACUCUAUUUUGCAGUGUUUGUUCUCGUGAUAGUUGCCCUAGGCAAGAGCAAUCUGGAUGGUGACAGCAAGGAAAACUGGAGACUUGCCUCUGAUGGCUGCGCACACAGCUCAACAGACUACAGCGUUAUCAACCCCAUCCCGUAUCCAUCAUGGACCGUCGCUAUCUUUGCCGUCGCGGGUACAUUUGCGUUCUGGCUACAAUCCCUCAAGGAAAAAUUCCAGGCAGACAAAUUACACAGGUCACUUUUCAGGUUCUUGAUGCUAUUUUGGGUGUUGUUGACUGGACUCUUGACUGCGGGCAUGGUAGUCGGCCUGACGAUGAUGUGGCGACAACGAAGGCAUCUGCGAAGCUUAGCAAGAGACCAAUUUGAGGAUGAUCAGUGGGGUUUCGGGCAGAUCGCUGCCUUGACAAUAUGGGCGCCGAUACCGGUUGAAUUGCUCUAUAUUCUAAAUGACCUCGCCCAACGCAAGUCUGAAAGAUGGAAUCGUUUGAACCAGACCAUUAGCGUUUUCUUUUCUCCGAAAUCUUUGCAGGAAGACCAAGCUACAUCCAGUUCCAACUUGCAACCUGAAAUUGUUGAACUACGCUCUAAGGGAACAGAUCUAGAGCGAAGGGUUUGA